Messenger RNA from Nanorana parkeri, 1213 nucleotides. RefSeq names its product melatonin receptor type 1C. Gene Ontology annotation, molecular function: melatonin receptor activity. The record is from RefSeq and is a predicted model, not a curated record. The transcript has 2 exons. Gene Ontology annotation, cellular component: membrane. Lineage: Eukaryota; Metazoa; Chordata; Amphibia; Anura; Dicroglossidae. The coding region runs from base 149 to 1213 and encodes 354 amino acids. Gene Ontology annotation, biological process: G protein-coupled receptor signaling pathway.
UGGCACAUUGGCACCGGGGAACGUGUGUUCUGGCAACAAAAGAGGUCCAUCUCUAACUCCUCAACGAGUCUGGAAGACCUGCCCACUCCUACAUGAAGAGCACAGCACCCCACUCCGGUCCUGUAAGCCCCCUUUGCAUUGCACAGAGAUGAUGGAGGUGAACAGGACUUGCCUUGAUUGCUGGACCCCUGGAGCAGCUGGCACAGAGCAAGAACUGGAGGAUCAUGCUUCUCCUGGGCUGACCACUGCUCUGGCUGCGGUGCUGAUCUUCACCAUCGUUGUGGACAUCCUAGGCAAUGUACUGGUUAUUCUGUCAGUCCUCAGGAACAAAAAGCUCCAGAAUGCUGGCAACAUCUUUGUCGUCAGUUUGUCUGUUGCGGAUCUUGUAGUGGCGGUGUACCCGUAUCCGGUAAUCCUCAUAGCUAUUUUCCAUAAUGGAUGGACGCUGGGUAAUAUUCAUUGCCAAAUUAGUGGAUUUCUUAUGGGACUAAGUGUCAUCGGUUCUAUCUUCAACAUUACAGCCAUAGCCAUUAAUAGAUACUGUUAUAUCUGCCACAGUCUGCGGUAUGAUAAGCUUUAUAACCAGAAAAGCACAUGUUGUUAUCUCUGUUUGACUUGGAUACUGACUGUUAUUGCAAUUGUGCCAAACUUUUUUGUUGGAUCUCUACAGUAUGACCCAAGGAUUUUCUCAUGUACUUUUGCCCAAACAGUCAGUUCUUCAUACACAAUAACAGUGGUUGUGGUGCAUUUUCUUGUUCCUUUGGCUGUGGUGACAUUCUGCUACAUGAGGAUAUGGGUUUUAGUCAUUCAGGUCAAGCACAGAGUGAGACAAGGCUGCAAGCAGAAACUGACACAAACAGACCUACGGAACUUUUUGACUAUGUUUGUUGUGUUUGUCCUUUUUGCGGUCUGUUGGGGACCUUUAAACUUUAUUGGCCUAGCAGUGGCCAUCAACCCUUUUCAGGUUGCUCCGAAGAUUCCAAAAUGGCUGUUUGUAUUGAGUUACUUCAUGGCCUACUUUAACAGUUGCCUCAAUGCAUUCAUCUAUGGUCUUCUCAAUCAAAACUUCCGCAAGGAGUACAAAAGAAUACUGAUGUCUUUGUUGACACCAAGACUGCUAUUCAUUGACACAUCAAAAGGUGGGACAGAGGGAGCUAAAAGCAAACCUUCUCCAGUUGUUACCAAUAAUAAUCAGGCUGACAUAUGUGUGUAG